CGGCAGCAGAUGGUGGACACGGCCCGAGGUUUCGGCGGGGAGAGCGAAGGGAUGCGCCCAGCGCGCAGCGCCCGCCUGUAGCUCCGCGCCCGCUCCGCUCCCCCCAUGAGCCGCCCCGCGUCCCUGCUGCCGGCCGCCCGCUGCCGCAGCGCCCCGGCCAAGCGCCUGCAGCCCCUGCACGACGGCCCCGCCGAGGAAGCGCCGGCCGCCAAGUGCCCUCGGCUCGCCGAAUGCGGCCCCCCGGACUGCCUGAGCGCUCCCGGCUCGCCGUGUGCCCCCGCUUCUCCCGCCGGCGGCGGCGGCGCGGCGGGUCCCAGCCUGAUCGCCUCGUACCUGCUGCUGCCGCUGGCCGAGCGGGAGCAGGUGUCCCGGGCGCUGAGCGUCAGCUCGGGCCGGGAGCUGCGCUGCAAGGUGUUCCCCCUCAAACACUACCAGGACAAGAUCCGACCUUACAUUCAGCUGCCGUCACACAGAAACAUCACCGGGGUUGUGGAAGUCAUUCUCGGGGACACCAAGGCCUAUGUGUUCUUUGAAAAGGACUUUGGGGACAUGCACUCCUACGUGAGGAGCUGCAAGAGGCUGAGGGAAGAGGAGGCUGCCCGGCUGUUCAAGCAGAUUGUCUCCGCUGUAGCUCACUGCCACCAGUCAGCCAUCGUACUUGGUGACCUCAAGCUCAGGAAAUUUGUCUUCUCUAAUGAAGAAAGGACUCAGCUGCGUCUGGAGAGCCUGGAAGACACACACAUCAUCAAGGGUGAAGACGAUGCACUCUCAGACAAGCACGGCUGCCCGGCAUACGUCAGCCCUGAGAUCCUAAACACGACGGGGACUUACUCUGGAAAAUCGGCCGAUGUGUGGAGUUUGGGAGUGAUGCUUUAUACCCUGCUGGUGGGACGCUAUCCCUUCCAUGACUCGGACCCUAGCACUCUGUUUUCCAAAAUCCGGCGUGGACAGUUCUGUAUUCCUGACCACGUCUCCCCCAAAGCCCGCUGCCUCAUCCGCAGCCUCCUGCGGCGGGAGCCUUCCGAAAGACUCACUGCUCCAGAGAUCUUGCUUCACCCUUGGUUUGAGGCAGUCAUGGAGCCUGGAUAUACAGACCAGGAGACGGGAGCUUCAGAUCAGAUUGUCCCAGAAUAUCAUGGAGACAGUGAUGAUAUCAGUUCCUUCUUCUGCUAACCCCGAAAUCUCAAAAACCUCGUCGGUUCUUACCUCCGGCAUCUUUGUAGGGUUUCAUUUUCCCAGUUCUGCAAACUCAACUGCAUCUUAAAGUGCCAGUAUGGUCAGAAAAGUGACCUUGUCUAAAUGAAUGCCACCCUGGA
Messenger RNA from Zonotrichia leucophrys gambelii, 1316 nucleotides. RefSeq names its product tribbles pseudokinase 1 (gene TRIB1). Gene Ontology annotation, molecular function: ATP binding; mitogen-activated protein kinase kinase binding; protein kinase activity. Lineage: Eukaryota; Metazoa; Chordata; Aves; Passeriformes; Passerellidae. The coding region runs from base 106 to 1173 and encodes 355 amino acids. Gene Ontology annotation, biological process: regulation of MAP kinase activity; positive regulation of proteasomal ubiquitin-dependent protein catabolic process; protein phosphorylation. Gene Ontology annotation, cellular component: nucleus. The transcript is spliced from 3 exons. The record is from RefSeq and is a predicted model, not a curated record.